Messenger RNA from Trichoderma harzianum CBS 226.95, 395 nucleotides. RefSeq lists its product as hypothetical. Bases 60 to 287 code for a protein of 75 amino acids. Lineage: Eukaryota; Fungi; Ascomycota; Sordariomycetes; Hypocreales; Hypocreaceae. The transcript has a single exon. The record is from RefSeq and is a predicted model, not a curated record.
UUCGGAAUCAACUAUAGUCAGCAGAAACAACGCAUUAACACCUUUCUACUCCAUAGUUAAUGGCAGAUUUCGCAAUCAAGGAUAGCCUUUCUAACCAAUUGCAGAAUUGCUUACGUACCUGGAAGUUUUAUUGGCGGAAUCUGUCUCAGCUUCUUCUCUGUAUCUCCGGAGCUUGGCUGCAUAGUUUGGUUGUCAGCUUAUUGAUACUAGACUAUAAUGGGGAAUUGGUGUCAAUAGUACUCGAAGUUUUGGGCAUCGACGCCCUUUCAAAGCGGUAUAUUGGCUGACAUCUGAUCGUGUCUACUAUUUACGCCCUUUCAAUGCCGUGUAACCGCCUGAUAUCUGCUCAUAUCGACUCUUUAUGUCCCUUCAAAGUGGUAUAAAGACCGACGUGU